CCACUCCUAGGUACUUACCCAAUAAAAUUCAAAACAUGCCCACACAAAAACUUGUAUGUAAAUGUUCAUAGUCACAUUAUUCAUAUUAGCCAAAAUAAUGGAAGCAACUCAAAUGUUCAUCAACUGAGGAAUGGUUAAAUAAAAGGUGGUAUAUCCUUACAAUGGAAUAUUAUUCAGUCAUAAAAAGGAAUGAAGUACUCAUCCGUGCUAACAUGUACCAACCCUGAAAACAUCAUGCAAAGUAAAAAAAAGCCAGACACAAAAGGCCACAUAUUUAUAGGAAACGACCACAAUAAGCAAAUAUACAGAAACAGAAAGAAGACUUGGGUUGCCAGUAACUAAGGGCUAGGGAUGUGGAGGAAGGGAAGGGAGAAAUGAUGAAAUAGCAGGACCUCAUUGCCUAGUUUGUUAUUUCUCAAAAGCCAAAAUAGAAGAAGAGCUCCAGGCCAUAUUGUGGGUCCAGGCUUGGCUUGAAACAGGCACUUCUGAAGUUGUGGCCUUGGACAUUGUAAAUGCAAACAGAGGCCACUACUCUAAUGUUUACUUGCUUAAUCUGGAUACAAGUUCUCAUUUUUCCAGACUCUUCCUUAUGCCUUCUAAAUCACACUCAGCGUCUCAAUCUCAGAUCCUCACAUCACAUCCAUUGUCAUCCUCAUUCCCUUAUUAUACCCAUUUUAAAGAUGAAGAAACAGGGUCUCAGAGAAGUUAAGUCACAAAGCACAGGGAGUUCCACUGGAGAUGGCAAGUUUCUCUGGCUCCUGGCUCUCUGGCUGCCUCAUCACACUCAUCUUCCUUCAGCUGCCAGCUCCAGGUUCAGGGGAUGCCAGAAAGUUCCACCUGGUUCCGCUAGGGGGCACAGCCGAGCUGCUCUGCCCCCUCCCCCUCUGGCCAGGCAUGGAGCCCACGGAGGUGAGGUGGCUGCGGUCCCCACACCCCCAGCUCUCCCAGGCUGUUCAUGUGUUCCGGAAUGGGAAAGACUGGGAUGACGGUCAGAUGCCAGAAUACAAGGGGAGGACGGUGCUGGUGAGAGACACCCAAGAGGGAAAUGUCACUCUGAAGAUCCUCAAUGUCCGGCUUGAGGACCAAGGGCAGUACCGCUGUCAAAUCCAGAUCGGCAAUCUGAGUAAAGAGGGCAGCGUCACCCUGCAGGUUGCAGUAUUAGGUUCUGAUCCUGACAUCCACGUGGAGGGCUAUGACGCUGGUUGGAUCAAAGUAGUGUGCAGAUCCGUGGGAUGGUUCCCAAAGCCCUCUGCCGAGUGGAGAGACCCUCAAGGCACAGUGCUUCCAUCCCUGUCAGAGGUCCAGGCUCUGGAUGAAGCUGAACUCUUCCAAACAAUGGUGUCCAGCAGAGUGAGGGACAGCACUCUGGGGAAUGUGUUUUGCAUCAUCCACAACUCGGGCCUUGGUCAAGAGAAGACAGCAGUCAUGGUCAUUGCAGAGAAGCUUCUUUAUGAACAGGUGUGA
Molecule: messenger RNA, 1464 nt
Organism: Loxodonta africana (African savanna elephant)
Lineage: Eukaryota; Metazoa; Chordata; Mammalia; Proboscidea; Elephantidae
Product: erythroid membrane-associated protein-like
Exons: 5
Coding region: 739-1464 (241 amino acids)
Biological process (GO): T cell receptor signaling pathway; regulation of cytokine production
Cellular component (GO): external side of plasma membrane
Molecular function (GO): signaling receptor binding
Source: RefSeq, a predicted model, not a curated record